CCCUCGCUCGCCACUUCCUCACACCCCACACCCUGUCCAAAAAAAAUAAAAAUCAUCUUCUUCGACCCGGCAAACAUUCCGGCGGUGUCUUUUUGGGUUUUAUUACUCCGAUAUCCCUCAAUCUGAUCGGCUGGUAGAGGGAGACGGGGAGGCGUUAGAAAUGCUGCAGUGUAUUUUCCUUCUCUCGGAUUCUGGGGAGGUAAUGCUCGAGAAGCAGUUAACUGGGCAUAAAGUGGAUAGGUCCAUAUGUGCUUGGUUUUGGGAAGAAGCCAUCUCACAGGGCGACUCCUUUAAGCUUCUACCAGUUAUUGCAUCACCAACACACUACCUUUUCCAAAUUGUUCGUGAGGGGGUCACAUUCUUAGCAUGCACACAGGUUGAGAUGCCACCUUUGAUGGGAAUUGAGUUUCUUUGUAGAGUGGCAGAUGUCCUUGUAGAUUAUCUGGGAGGCUUGAAUGAAGAUCUAAUCAAGGACAACUUUGUUAUUGUUUAUGAGCUUCUUGAUGAGAUGAUAGACAAUGGUUUCCCUCUCACAACAGAACCAAACAUCUUGAGGGAGAUGAUAGCUCCCCCAAAUAUUGUUAGCAAAAUGUUGAGUGUUGUGACUGGUAACAGUUCCAAUGUGAGCAACACCCUUCCAGGCGCAACGGCAUCUUGUGUCCCUUGGAGAACGGCAGACCUGAAGCAUGCAAGCAAUGAAGUUUAUGUUGAUCUUGUUGAGGAAAUGGAUGCAAUCAUAAGCAGGGAUGGCAUCCUUGUGAAAUGUGAAAUAUAUGGUGAAGUUCAAGUGAACUCCCAUCUCUCAGGUCUUCCAGAUUUGACUCUCUCAUUUGCUAAUCCAUCCAUUCUGAAUGAUGUGAGAUUUCAUCCUUGCGUUAGAUUUCGACCAUGGGAAUCAAAUCAAAUUCUUUCUUUUGUGCCUCCUGAUGGAGAGUUUAAGCUCAUGAGUUACAGGAUUAAGAAGUUGAAACACACUCCUCUAUAUGUAAGACCACAGCUGACGUCAGAUGCUGGAACAAGUCGUCUCAGUGUGUUAGUUGGAAUACGGGAUGAUCCUGGGAAGACAAUCGACAAUGUGACAGUACAUUUUCAGUUGCCUCCUUGUGUUGCUUCAGCAGAUUUGACUUCAAAUCAUGGAACAGUGAACAUCCUUGCUGAUAAGACCUGCUCCUGGUCCAUCGGGCGGAUCCCAAAAGAUAAAGCCCCAUCUAUGUCUGGAACCUUAGUGCUGGAGUCUGGUUUGGAACGGUUGCAUGUUUUUCCAACAUUUCGAGUCGAUUUCAAAAUCAUGGGUGUUGCUCUCUCAGGCUUGCAAAUAGAUAAACUAGAUCUCAAGAACUUACCAAGCCCCCCAUACAAAGGUUUCCGAGCUCUCACACGAGCAGGGGAGUUUGAAGUAUACAAUGAAUGAGGCCAUAUCACUGGGAUUGGAUUCAUUGUACCACUACCAUUUACAAUCACUAGGAUUUCAGAGGACAAGUCUUCAUGCUUAACUAUGCUGCUCUCUUGCUGACUCAGCAACCAACUUGUUAUUAUCUUCUUGUGAAAAUCAUGGAUAGCUAUCGGCGUUGAAACAUUCCAGAAGGAAGCAAGUAUGAUUCACUUUCUUUUUUGUUGGUUUUCCUGUUUGUUGUUGAUACUAAAUUAUAUAAAUUUUUAGCUUUUGUAUUCACUAUCAAGUAUCAACUAGUGCAAUACUGCAUUCAUUGACAGAUUCUUAUGCUUGACUACUUUUCAGAGAAGACGUGUAUACUUGUUCUAUAUUAUAAUAAACCCUUUUGGGCUACCCUUUUAUUGGAGGAA
Molecule: messenger RNA, 1803 nt
Organism: Macadamia integrifolia
Lineage: Eukaryota; Viridiplantae; Streptophyta; Magnoliopsida; Proteales; Proteaceae
Product: AP-3 complex subunit mu
Exons: 9
Coding region: 161-1411 (416 amino acids)
Biological process (GO): endocytosis; intracellular protein transport
Cellular component (GO): clathrin adaptor complex; cytoplasmic vesicle
Source: RefSeq, a predicted model, not a curated record